ACAAGCGGGUCAGCUGACCCGGCCCGACUGCGCCGUCAUCCCGGCUAUAAGCGCGCGACCUCCCGGGCUGUGCGCUCCGACCGGGUCGCCGCCGCCAUGCAGACCCCCAGCCUGCUGCUGCUACUCGCCCUUGGCCUGCUGGCCGCGCCCGCGGCCGCGCUCGUCAGGAUUCCUCUGCACAAGUUCACGUCCAUCCGCCGGACCAUGUCGGAGAAGGGGGGCCCCGUGGAAGAGCUGAUCGCCAAGGGCCCCAUUGCGAAAUAUACCCCGGGGGUACCCACCGUGACGCAGGGGCCUAUUCCCGAGCUUCUCAAGAACUACAUGGAUGCUCAGUACUACGGGGAGAUUGGCAUCGGGACGCCCCCGCAGUGCUUCACGGUGGUCUUCGACACUGGCUCCUCCAACCUGUGGGUCCCAUCCAUCCACUGCAAACUGCUGGACAUCGCCUGCUGGACCCACCACAAGUACAACAGCGGCAAGUCCAGCACGUACGUGAAGAAUGGCACGUCCUUCGACAUCCACUAUGGCUCGGGCAGCCUCUCCGGGUACCUGAGCCAGGACACCGUGUCGGUGCCCUGUAAAGCAGGGGUCUCGAGCGCAGGCAGCAUCAAGGUGGAGAAGCAGACCUUCGGGGAGGCCACCAAGCAGCCAGGCGUCACCUUCAUUGCAGCCAAGUUCGACGGCAUCCUGGGCAUGGCCUACCCCCGCAUCUCUGUGAACAAUGUGGUCCCCGUCUUCGACAAUCUGAUGCAGCAGAAGCUGGUGGACAAGAACAUCUUCGCCUUCUACCUGAACAGGGACCCAAAUGCGCAGCCCGGGGGUGAGUUGAUGCUGGGCGGCACUGACUCCAAGUACUACAAAGGCCAGCUGACCUACCACAACGUCACACGUAUGGCCUACUGGCAGGUCCACAUGGACCAGAUGGAUGUGGGCAGCAGCCUGACCGUGUGCAAGGGGGGCUGUGAGGCCAUCGUGGACACGGGCACCUCGCUCAUCGUGGGCCCCGUGGAAGAGGUGCGGGAGCUGCAGAAGGCCAUCGGGGCCCUGCCCCUGAUCCAGGGCGAGUACAUGAUCCCCUGCGAGAAGGUGUCUGGCCUGCCCGAGGUCACCUUGAAGCUGGGGGGUAGAGACUACAAGCUGUCCCCGGAGGACUACGUCCUCAAGGUGUCACAGGCUGGGAGGACCGUGUGCCUGAGCGGCUUCAUGGGCAUGGACAUCCCCCCGCCUGGCGGGCCGCUCUGGAUCCUGGGCGACGUCUUCAUCGGCCGCUACUACGCCGUGUUCGACAGGGACCAGAACCGGGUGGGCUUGGCCGAGGCUGCCAGGCCCUAGCUGGCCCCCUGCCCGCUGGCAGCGUCCGGAGGAGAGUGCAGGAGGAGGAGGCCUCACCCCUGCCCUCCCGGGCACCUCGCCACCACACACACACACUCACACUAGUACUUGCACUCACAGCCCGGCUCUCUGGGGGCCGCCAGCCUGAUGGGCCUGCAGUUCUGUCCUGUGGUUUUCCCCUCCCUGGUUUCAGAAACACUGCCUGCUUGUUUGUCUGUCCAGUGGAGGAGGGCCCAGGGCAGAGCCAGUGGGCGGCGCAGUGCACAGAGGCCUUUCUGUAAUUUGGAAGACCCAGCCCGCUGGGCACUGUGCAUCCUGGGACCCCUGCCCUGGGGUAGUUCCCCCCUAGCCUGCACCUCAGGGGCCUGGCUGCCUGGCAGUGCCUCUGGGCUGAGCCCCCACCCGGCGCCAGGCUGCCCCCUUAGUGCCCCCUCCAUGCAGCGUGUGGCCCCCCGCCUGUCUGUCCUGGACCCUGUGAGGAAGGGGCCCUCUGGAGCCUGAGAUGAGCUGGCAGGAGCUGACAGGGGUGGCAGGGGACAGAAGUCAGUCUUGUGAGGCCUGCAGUGGGGUCAUCCUGGGGCUUGACUCCGUCAGGGAGGACAUUCAGGGCAUUUGCUCGCCUGGGGGUAGAGCAGGAAGGGAGGGGCUGGUGCCAGCCAUCUUGAGUGGCCAGGAGCCGAAGUUGGCAUGAAAAUAAAAGUGUUUGGGCCUCGUU
Molecule: messenger RNA, 2047 nt
Organism: Hippopotamus amphibius kiboko
Lineage: Eukaryota; Metazoa; Chordata; Mammalia; Artiodactyla; Hippopotamidae
Gene: CTSD
Product: cathepsin D
Exons: 9
Coding region: 97-1332 (411 amino acids)
Biological process (GO): proteolysis
Cellular component (GO): lysosome
Molecular function (GO): aspartic-type endopeptidase activity
Source: RefSeq, a predicted model, not a curated record